Scleropages formosus (Asian bonytongue) is the source of this 3340-nucleotide messenger RNA. RefSeq names its product beta-1,3-galactosyltransferase 1-like. Gene Ontology annotation, biological process: protein O-linked glycosylation. The record is from RefSeq and is a predicted model, not a curated record. Bases 709 to 1692 code for a protein of 327 amino acids. Gene Ontology annotation, molecular function: N-acetyl-beta-D-glucosaminide beta-(1,3)-galactosyltransferase activity. Gene Ontology annotation, cellular component: Golgi membrane. The transcript has 3 exons. Lineage: Eukaryota; Metazoa; Chordata; Actinopteri; Osteoglossiformes; Osteoglossidae.
UCUCUCCCGCACCACCCUCAUACGAUGAAAACUUUUGGAGACUCGCCCACGCCGGUCACCAGGAGUGAUAAACCGCUUCACCUUUCCUUCAUCAUCAGCCCUGUUAUAAGGAAAAGAGCAAGGAACACCACGUCGCACCGUGAGCCACUCCACAUUGAGCCCACGCACCCCCGGCGAAAAGCACACACGGAUUCCACGCCUGGACUAAGGAGAGAAACAACACGUUUCCACCACAAUCUACCAUGCUACGCCGAGCGGCACUCUUUCACAUUGAUUGGCUGUCGUUCCGUCCACGAUGCUUCUCAUUGGUCCUCUGUCAGCUCGGCCGAAGCCCCGCCCCCCGCCCCGCUCUCAGUUCAGCGGAGACUGAUAGCCUCUCGCCGGAGAUGAUGCCGAUCGUAGGACUGCCGUAGCAUCAGCACCGCGAUCUCCGCGGGAUGGACUCAGCGCUGAUUUAAAUGGAGAAACAGGACGAGUGUCCGGGAGAGACACUGCAAUGCCGUGGAGGUUGCAAUCCAGUCAUUUGAAAAAGAAAUAGAAUGAACAAAAAUGCCUCUGUUAUGUGUGGGGAUUCUCGUCACUUUCCUAUAACGCAACUCAUUGUCCCUAAAUGCCAAGGGUGACGCUGAAGAAGGAUGAUGCCAACCUUGCUAAUGGAAAGAAAGACUCUUAAAAUUCAAUGCAUUAAACACAAGUAAAUGCAACAUAAUGCCUUCAAAGGUUUCCUGCUUAUAUGUUCUGACAGUUGUGUGCUGGGCAAGCGCUCUCUGGUACUUGAGUAUCUCUCGCCCAUCAACCUCCUACGUGGGCCAGCUGUCAGUACCAAUACGGAAGGUGGCAAGACAGAAGAACAUCACCUUUAGCAACAUCCGGACGCGGCCUUUGAACCCGCAUGGAUUUGACUUCGUCAUCAAUGAGCCGAAGAAGUGUGAGGCAGAAGCUCCGUUCCUCGUCAUCCUCAUCAGCAGCACGCACAAGGAGUUUGACGCACGGCAGGCUAUCCGGGAGACCUGGGGGGACGAGAGUGUCCUGAGCGACAUCCGCAUUGUCACGCUCUUCCUGCUGGGCACCAACACUGACACAGUCCUCAACCAGAUGGUAGAACAGGAGAGCCAGAUCUUUCAUGACAUUGUGGUGGAGGACUUCAUCGACUCCUACCACAACCUUACCCUCAAGACCCUCAUGGGCAUGCGCUGGGUGGCCACUUACUGCCCCAAGGCCAAGUAUGUCAUGAAGACAGAUAGCGACAUCUUCGUGAACAUGGACAACCUGGUCUACAAGCUGCUAAAGCCAACCACGAAGCCCAGGAGGAGGUACUUCACUGGAUACGUGAUCAAUGGGGGCCCGAUCCGGGACGUGCGCAGCAAGUGGUACAUGUCCCGGGACCUGUACCCCGAGAGUAAGUACCCUCCUUUCUGCUCUGGAACUGGUUACGUCUUCUCGGCCGAUGUGGCCGAGCUCAUCUACAAGACAUCGCUCCACACGCGGCUGCUGCACCUGGAGGACGUGUAUGUGGGGGUGUGCCUGCGCAAGCUGGGCAUCCACCCAUUCCAGAACAGUGGCUUCAACCACUGGAAGAUGGCCUACAGCCUCUGCCGCUACCGCCGGGUCAUCACCGUUCACCAGAUCUCGCCUGACGAAAUGCAUAGGGUCUGGAAUGACAUGUCCAGCAAGAAGCACCUAAGAUGUUAACGGCACCCGAGGACACGGCUGAACUCUUUUCUCCCUCUCGAUUUUUUAUUUAUUUAACAGUAUCAGCGGAAGCCAGAUGGAUUUUUUUUUUCAUAGAAAAUACAUCACAGUGCAAUUUUUUUUGUUCCCUACAGUAAAACUGCUGAAGAGUGCAUGCGGCUUUGGAGGUCGCAGGGUCGCACUUAAAGAACCGCCACAGCCAAAUUGUGCAUUCUCUGUUAUUUGUGCUGUGACGUACAAACAAUCAGGUAUUAACACACAAUCAUAGUUGGAAAGGUAUAUUGACUUCAAGGGCACACUGCACUCUUAUUGGAAUUGCUCUUUUAUAACAGUCAUUUUCUUUGCUAUUUGCAGAAGGGAAGAACCCAGGGUACUCUGUAAAAAGUUUUAAAAAAAAAAAACACACAGAUAACUGUGUUAAGGCAAGGACGCAAACUGUGGUUCCACGGGUUAUUGUGAAACACGUCCGAACUGCUAAAGGAAAGUUUUAAAGCUCAGCACUCCCCCAAAACUGAACUGCGGCGAUGUUUCGGGACUGACUAGAAUCAGCGAAAAAUUCUGGGAAAAUUUUGGAACGUGUGUAAGGAACACAAUUCGUUGGGAAAAAUUUAUUUAUUUUAAAAUGUAACAAAUUGCAAAAAGCUAUUAAACCCCAUGUUUUUUAUUAUUUGAAGCUUUUUAUGCCAAAUACCGGUUGCUUCAAAGGACCAUUUGUAGCUUCGCUGGCACUUUCUUUUCACAGUGCAUUGAAGGGACUGCACUCUCCAGCAAAGAGAUUGUUGAUAUUUAAUGUGGUGAAUAACACAUCACGAAAUGUAGUGUACCAGUGUAUCCCACUAACACAGCGAACAGAGGCCACAUGGCCAGCGCCCAUUUAUUUCAUACCCAUAAUGAUCACAAUUGUUCGGAGUUAAGAAGUAAUUCUUGGGAGUCAAUUUAAACAUGUUGCUGGAGGUGUAAUGGAUAAAGAGCUUGGCCGGCAGUUUAGUGACGUCACUUUUGUACUUUACCCGAAAGGCUUCAUUUAUUACCCAGCUGUGUAUAAAACAACUGUAAAAUUGUCAUCUGCAAUGUACUUCGCUUUGGAUAAAAGCGUCUGCUAAGCAAGGUAGUGAUACGAAAAAAUGUGUCGAGCAAACAACAGUGAAACUUGAACUGCUUUUCUGUCGGGGGUUGCUGUAAAAUAAUUUCACAGAAGAUUUAUUUUGCAUUUUAGAUGUAUCGCAUUGUUUUCUCGAAAUCAGAAUUAUUUUCUUACGUUCUCAAAAACGGUUUCUCGCUUCAGAUCCGACUCCUAUUUGUAACAACUUUUAAAAGCCUUGCGAAUUUCGCAAAAGCCCACGUGUGUCAAUGGGAAUAUGUAUGAAGCUGUACAGAGUAUAAAUUGUAAUUAUUUACACUCUUAAAUGAAUGUAUUAUGUGUAGUAACGUAUCAAUCUGUACUCAGUCUCUUCUUCUGAAACGAUUGAAAAUAAAUAUAUUUUGUAUAACUUAAACCAGAUAGAGUGCAGUUUCAAUAGGUAAAGCACCUUCUGUUAGCCACAUUUAAGUUAAAGCUUACGUGUUUUUUCUUCCAUCAUUUUAAAAAGCUGUUGUGGUACUUUAUGUGCAGGCAUUGAUGAAAGCUAUCCUCUGUGGGAUUGUUGUA